CGAGCCUCCGUCCGGCCCGAGCCGCGGCCGCAGCGCCCGCGCCAGGAAACCAUGAAGGGGGACACGCGUCAGCUGAGCGGAGAGGAGGAGGCCAGCGGGAGGGAAGACUCCAUCAUGACCAACGGGGCCUGCAGCGACCAGUCCUCCGACUCCAAGGAUGCCCCGUCCCCCCCGAUCCUGGAGGCCAUCAGCACCCCGGAGAUCAGAGCCACAGGCCGAAGAUCGAGUUCCCGACUGUCCAAGAGGGAGGUGUCUAGCCUGCUGAGCUACACACAGGACCUCACCGGCGACAGAGAUGAUGGAGAGGACGGAGAUGGCUCCGACACGCCGGUGAUGCCGAAGCUCUUCCGGGAAACCAGGACGCACUCCGAAAGCCCAGCCGUCCGAACCCGAAAUAGCACCCGAGCUUCCAGCAGGGAGAGGCAGAAGCCCUCCCCCCGUUCCACCCGAGGCCGGCACGGCCGCCACCCCGUGGACGACAGCCCCGUGGAAUGCCCAGUGACCAGGUCCCUGCUGCGCCGAACCGAGUCCUCGGCCAGCACCCCGUGGCCGUCACCCUCCAGCUCUUACCUCACCAUCGACCUGACGGAUGAUGAUGUGAUCCCACAGAACAGCAGCACGCCCUACACCUGCCUGGUCACGGAUGGCCCGCAGGAUGGCCCGGAGUCCCCCAACGUGCGGGAUGCUGACAGCCGAGACACAGACAGCACCGAGUACCAGGAUGGGAAGGAGUUUGGAAUUGGUGACCUCGUGUGGGGAAAGAUCAAGGGCUUCUCCUGGUGGCCAGCCAUGGUGGUGUCCUGGAAGGCCACCUCCAAGCGCCAGGCGAUGUCCGGCAUGCGCUGGGUGCAGUGGUUCGGUGACGGCAAGUUCUCCGAGGUCUCUGCAGACAAGCUAGUGGCCCUGGGGCUAUUCAGCCAGCACUUUAAUCUAACCUCCUUCAACAAGCUGGUCUCCUACAGAAAGGCCAUGUUCCAGGCCCUGGAGAGAGCCCGGGUAAGGGCCGGCAAGAACUUCCCCAGCAGCCCAGGAGAUUCACUGGAGGACCAGCUGAAGCCCAUGCUCGAGUGGGCUCACGGGGGCUUUAAGCCCACCGGGGUUGAGGGCCUGAAACCCAACAACAAGCAACCAGGGAGUAAGACGCGCCGACGCACGGGGAAUGCAGACGACUCCACGGCUUCCGACUACUGCCCCCCACCCAAGCGCCUCAAGACCAACUGCUAUAACAACGGCAAGGACCGAGGAGAGGAGGAUCAGAGUCGAGAGCAAAUGGUCCUGGAUUUGACCACCAACAAGAACAGUCUGGAAGAGAGCUGCUUGUCCUGUGGCAAGAGAAACCCCGUGUCCUUCCACCCCCUCUUUGAGGGGGGUCUCUGCCAGACAUGCCGGGACCGCUUCCUCGAGCUCUUCUACAUGUACGACGAUGACGGCUACCAAUCCUACUGCACCGUUUGCUGUGAGGGCCGUGAGCUGCUGCUCUGCAGCAAUACCAGCUGUUGCCGGUGCUUCUGUGUAGAGUGCCUGGAGGUGCUGGUGGGCGCGGGCACGGCUGCAGAUGCCAAACUGCAGGAACCCUGGAGCUGCUACAUGUGCGUCCCCCAGCGCUGCCACGGCGCCCUGAGGCGGCGAAAAGACUGGAACACGCGCCUGCAGUCCUUCUUCACCAGUGACCCCGGGCUCGAAUACGAAGCCCCCAAAUUAUACCCUGCGAUCCCUGCGGCCCGGAGACGGCCCAUCCGCGUCCUGUCCCUGUUUGAUGGCAUUGCAACAGGUUACUUGGUCCUCAAAGAACUGGGCAUCAAAGUGGAGAAGUACGUGGCUUCGGAAGUGUGCGAGGAGUCCAUCGCCGUGGGCACAGUGAAGCAUGAGGGCAACAUCAAAUAUGUGAACGAUGUCCGGAACAUUACCAAGAGAAAUAUUGAAGAGUGGGGCCCCUUUGACCUGCUGAUUGGUGGCAGCCCCUGCAAUGACCUCUCCAACGUGAACCCUGCCCGGAAGGGUCUGUAUGAGGGCACAGGCCGGCUCUUCUUUGAGUUCUACCACCUGCUGAAUUACACCCGCCCCAAGGAGGGGGAUGACCGGCCCUUCUUCUGGAUGUUCGAGAAUGUGGUAGCCAUGAAGGUCGGCGACAAAAGGGAUAUCUCCCGCUUCCUGGAGUGCAAUCCGGUCAUGAUCGAUGCCAUCAAAGUCUCGGCGGCACACAGAGCUCGCUACUUCUGGGGUAACCUGCCGGGGAUGAACAGGCCUGUGAUAGCAUCAAAGAAUGAUAAGCUCGAGCUACAGGACUGCUUGGAGUUCAAUAGGACAGCAAAGUUAAAGAAAGUACAGACAAUAACCACCAAGUCGAACUCGAUCAGACAGGGGAAAAAACAACUUUUCCCUGUUGUCAUGAAUGGCAAAGAAGAUGUUUUGUGGUGCACUGAGCUAGAAAGGAUCUUCGGCUUCCCUGUGCACUACACGGAUGUAUCCAACAUGGGCCGCGGGGCCCGUCAGAAGCUGCUGGGGCGUUCCUGGAGUGUGCCUGUGAUACGACACCUCUUUGCCCCCCUGAAGGACUACUUUGCCUGUGAAUAGUGACCCCCAUGGGUCUGCUGGGGUACCCGGGAUGCCCUGGGUCGAGCCUGGUCCCAGGAGCUGCUGCCUGGGCUCUGCCCGUCCUCAGCUCAGCCUUGAGGUGCCGCACUGCUUACCUCAGUGGGAGCCAGCAGCUCGUACCCCUCCUGGCAGGAGCCACCAAGGUGCACACACAUGCACGCACACA
Sorex fumeus (smoky shrew) is the source of this 2761-nucleotide messenger RNA. RefSeq names its product DNA methyltransferase 3 beta (gene DNMT3B). Gene Ontology annotation, cellular component: nucleus. NCBI's taxonomy places the organism in Eukaryota, Metazoa, Chordata, Mammalia, Eulipotyphla, Soricidae. Gene Ontology annotation, molecular function: DNA binding; DNA (cytosine-5-)-methyltransferase activity, acting on CpG substrates. Gene Ontology annotation, biological process: negative regulation of transcription by RNA polymerase II. The transcript is spliced from 22 exons. The record is from RefSeq and is a predicted model, not a curated record. Bases 52 to 2574 code for a protein of 840 amino acids.